This is a messenger RNA of Phialemonium atrogriseum, 3309 nucleotides long. RefSeq lists its product as uncharacterized. Bases 1 to 3309 code for a protein of 1102 amino acids. The transcript is spliced from 8 exons. Lineage: Eukaryota; Fungi; Ascomycota; Sordariomycetes; Cephalothecales; Cephalothecaceae. The record is from RefSeq and is a predicted model, not a curated record.
AUGAUCGGCAAUGUGGUCAGCCUGCAGGACACGGACCGCAGUCGUCAGGGGCUUGUCGGCGGCAGCACUGCCACGUUCAGGGGAUCAUUCUCCAGGCACAACGGCGUGGAGGCUGAUCAGUCCAACUUCAAUCGUGUCAAUGCGGAUCCCGGAACCGACAAGAGUAAAACCGGCGUACGGCAAAUGGGGUCACAAUGGCUCCGGCGGUCCUGGCCGGCGAGCGGGUGGCGCCGUACGGCGGUGGUCAACACGAUUUUCGUCUUCACCUUCGCCGUGACCAUGCUUGUCUUCGUGGCGGUGACCAGCUCCAAGGCGGGCGGCAUCAACAGGAACCUCAUCUUCUUCAAGGGCGACUGCGGCACGAGCACGAGGACCAACCUGCUGCUGCAUCUGCUGCUGAACAUCUUCUCGACAUGCAUCAUCGCGUCGUCCAACUUCUUCAUGCAGAUCCUCAACGCGCCGAGCAGGAGCGAGGUUGACUUCGUCCACACAAACAUGCCUCAUGCGAACGUCGAGAUCGGGGUGCCCUCCCUCAAAAACAUCCUGUUUGUCUCGCCGGUCAAGACGGCCUACUGGUUUCUGUUCAUGCUGAGCUCCGUGCCGAUCCACCUCUUCUUCAACAGCGCCGUCUUUGAGACCGAGUACCAAGGCUCUGACUGGCAGCUCACCCUCGCCGCCGAGGGGUUCGCUUCCGGGGCGCAAUACUUCCCGCCGGGUGCGAUUCUCUGGCCUGCGGGGGGUGGCCGGGAUGCGGUUCCCCAGUUUAGAGACACAGACGGAUAUGGAAAAUCCGUAAACAUCGCAGAGUACUUCAACCCGGACUCCCCCGCCGUCCGCAACACGACCACGAUGUCGGCCUCGUCGGGCAACUGGACUCGCCUCGAGGCCUCCGAUUGCAUCGCCCAAUACCACGACUGCGCCCCGAGGACCAAGUACCAGGACGUGAUCAUGGUGGUACAGUCCCACGACGCCAGCUCCAUGGCCGACCCGGCGCUCGGUUGGAGGCGAGACGACGUCCUCGCCGACAUGGGGGCCGCAUCGGCCUCGUUCUGGGACCCCGUCGUCCCCGGCAACGAGACCAACUCGCUCUGGUUCUCAACACAGUGCCACACCAUGGCCGACCUCAACCCGCGGACCUACCGCGUGGAGGGGUGCUUCCAGACCUGCUACCGCGGGUGGGGCAGCCAGGAGGGCAGACACGUCGACCUCGCCGGCAAACCAGCCACCGUCGUCGCGCCAGACUUCACCUUCGACUUCCUGCCGACCGACUCCACGCACAGCUUCCAGUCGAUCGAGAACCCGGGGCUCCGGUCCCCGGGCAUGUCCGUCCUCGAGCUGCGGUACUGCCUGGCGCAGGAGGUGGCGCGGGACUGCAAGCUCGGGCUGGCCAACAACCUCCUGCUCGUCGUCUGCCUCUGCCUCGCCGCCAAGACGGCCCUGUGCGUCAUGGUGCUGGCCACCUCGCGCGACGACCCGCUGGUCACGCCCGGCGACGCCAUGGUCUCGUUCCUGACGCGCCAGGACGACGCGACGGGCUUCGACUGCACGCUCGACGUCACGCGCAAGGAGGCGCGUCCGCCGGCUCCCCGAUCGACGGUGCCGCUCCCCGGUGCCCCUGCGAGGUGGGAGCGGAGGAGGCCGAGACUGUUCACGGUGAUACCUGUGCAGGUCUGGGUGCGGAGCUACCUCCUCUUUACCCUAGUCAUUAUAUUUACAGGCGCCAUGUUGGGUAACGCCCUGUCCACCCAAGGUCUAACCCGAGGCCGCUUCUUCGAGCACAGCGGGAACAACGGGAUCCUCACACCGGAGAGCGAGGCGAAGGGCGGCAUGUGGGGCUCCGUGCUGCUGGCCAAUAGCCCGCAGCUGCUCCUGUCUGUUUCGUAUUUCGUGUACAACUCGCUGUUCACCCGGCUGCAGGUCGAGAAGGAGUGGAACAGGUACAGCAAGGACUACAGGCCUCUCCGCGUGACGGCCCCCGUGGGCGAGCAGGUGUCGACGUACCGGCUGCAGCUCCCUUACCGGUAUAGCAUCCCGCUCAUCACGAUAAGCAUCAUCCUACACUGGCUCGUGUCGAACACGCUUUACGUAUUCAUCAUCGAAGGAGGCUACUACAGCAUCACCACCGACAGCUCGACAUCCCCACCCACAGGACUAGGCCUCUCAGACGACGCCUACAUCGGCAUCGGCUUCUCCAGCCUCGCAAUCCUAACCGUCUUCAUCCUAGCCUGCGUCCUCGUCCCCGUCCCCAUCGCCCUCUGCAUCCCGCGCGUCGACGGCGACAUGGUGAUCGGGGCCAGCAACUCGCGGGUGAUAUCGGCGGCAUGCCACGCUCCCCCGUCGUCGGCUACACCCGCACCACCGCCGUCUCCCGGGGAAGAAGAACCGCGAUCGGAUCCCGGCUCUAGCGGCGACAGCAUCGAGCUGGACAGCCUGCUGACGGCGGGGUCGGAUGGCGGGAAGGACGGCGCCGACGACGCGUUUGAGGAGUAUAGGUUGGGGCUGGUCCGGCUGUCGAGGGGCAAGGCACUAAAGGCGGUGGACGCAAGCCGAGCUCCCCAAGCUACGCGCCGCCUGAUCAGCCAACAAGGGAACAGAGUUGAGGGGAAAACAAAGCAGCAGCCGCAAGCAAUGGAAUACCACCCGGCAUCAUCCCCCACCUACCUCGCCCCCGCCCCGCCAGCACCUCACACCCGCGACGACGAGUUACGCGCCUCGAUGACGAGGACGCCAGCAAACCCAGCGCUCCAAUCGCCACCCCCACGUCUUCCCCCUCCACGCACCACCGCCGUCGUGGCCCCGCAGUCAUCCGCAGCCAGCAGUCCCGGCUCGACCGCGACGGCGAUGACGGAGGGGUCGUCGUCGUCGUCCUCGGGGCCGGGCGCGCAGCGGCGACGGCAACGGCUGGGCGGUAGCAGCUCGCGCGCGACGACGGUGUCGCCAGGCCCAGCGGUAGCAGCGGAGGGCUCUUCGUCGUCAUCGUCGUCUGGUUCGGCCGACAGUCCGGAGGCGUGGUCUCACGACGCGGCGGGGCCAGGGAUGCCGAUGGCUCCACAGGGGGUUGUGCCAGGCCCCGGGAUGGGAACGGGGAUGUUUGCGCCGCUGCCGCCGAUAGUGCCGUUUGGGGUGGCGACCGAGUUUGCGCCGCCGAUGAUGAUGCCGAGGGUGGGCGCAGGUGCUCCGAGGGCUGCCGCUGUGCCGGUGGCGGCGAAUACGUCGCCGACGUAUCUGGGGUCUCCCAGGUUCUCGCCGCAGCUGACGAUCGGGUUUGAGAUUGCCGAGCCGCCGAAAUAUCCGGCGUGGCGGCAAUGA